GUCAAACUAAUCUUUGCGGCAAACUGCAGCACAGAUGCAGAUGCAGGCAGACAAUUCACAAUUGCACCGACAACGAAAUUUCAAAAUUAAGAUAUUUCUGUAAUUUUUCUAUCGAUCGUGCCUCGUGUUACGAUUCGAUCAGAUCUAGGCAAUAUCGUCAUCAUGGCGGAUGACCACCAAGAUAUGGGUGGAUUUUACGAAGUAGGUGAACUCUACGAAGGUGUGCCUGUUCCAGUUCCGGUGGCUGCUGGAGGGGGAACGGAUGUCGCGACUGGUGGUGCUGGCCUGGUGAUUAGUGGUGGCCUCAUGACGAUGGAUGCACUUCUUCACGCCGUGACAGAUUCGUCGGAUGAAGACGAGGAUGAAGACGAAGAUGAAGACGAGGACGAUAAACUCCAAGCUUUCUAUGCCGGCGGAUCAUUAUCUAGCGGUCAGCAGGUUUUAGGUCCACCGAAAAGCAGGAAUGAGAUGGUUAUGGAAAUGUUCAGGAUGACGAAAGAGUACUUUGGAGAAAUGGGGGCUCAAGAAGUUGUACCGCAAAUGUUUAAAAAGAAAAGCAACGAUUCCUUUGGUGGAGCUGGGUAUAAUCUUGGAUCGUCUACAGGGGCUUCUUCUGAAGUGUCUUCGCCUCCAGAAAUUCAUAAUGCCAUUUUACAUCUCUGGUCCAACGAACAAGACUUUGGAAAAGUAGCCAAAAAAGCUUUCAGUGGAAAAGGACAAACUUUGGGAAGUCCUGUCCCAACGAUGAUGACUGAUGCCGCACCACCAAGCGAGAAUGAAAGGAAAGUUAACGAGGAGGCGGCGCGGAGUGGGGUCACUCUUGCGCCCGGCGCGGCCACAACGUCUAUCCAAUUCCGGUUGACGGAUGGGUCACGACUCGCGGCACAGUUUAACCACACCCACACCGUACAGGAUUUGUACACUUUUAUCAAUACGGCUCGACCCGAGUACUCUUCCACAACAUAUAUCUUGACCCUAUUCCCAAACGUGACGCUAACUGAGAAAGGUGCCACACUUAAGGAUGCCAACAUCUUGAAUUCAUCACUAAUUCAGAAGAUUCAACCACACUAGAAAUGAGGACAACGCAUACUGGAUUUUAAGCAACUUUUUUUCGUACACUACACUAUUAUUAUAACAAUUAACAAUCAGAUGAUGGACCAUUUUUAUUUUUAUACAUGAUAGACCAGAGCCAUCAUUUUGCAGCAUCCGAAUGUUUUGCUCAGUUCAAAUAAUAAAUUAAUCUUCAAAUUACAAAA
Messenger RNA from Folsomia candida, 1256 nucleotides. RefSeq names its product NSFL1 cofactor p47. Gene Ontology annotation, molecular function: ubiquitin binding. The coding region runs from base 163 to 1071 and encodes 302 amino acids. Gene Ontology annotation, cellular component: nucleus; cytosol. Lineage: Eukaryota; Metazoa; Arthropoda; Collembola; Entomobryomorpha; Isotomidae. The record is from RefSeq and is a predicted model, not a curated record. Gene Ontology annotation, biological process: proteasome-mediated ubiquitin-dependent protein catabolic process; Golgi organization; autophagosome assembly. The transcript has 4 exons.